AUGGAAGCAGAGCUCGCGCGCCGGGCACUGAUCUUUCAGCAAGCCUCGUGCAACACUCCCAAGGUCACCAUCCCAGCAUUGAGUCUCGCAUGUCUCGACGACGGCCAGCAACAGAUUGCUACCAUUCCACUCGCGAAUGUCUACGACGGCACCACCAGCACCACCAGCACUACGACCCACGAGCCCAAGUUCAGGAAGGCUAUAACUCACACAUUCACACUGAAAGGUCGCAUCACGGACCAGGACAUUGUGGACAACCUGAUCGCCACCGACGAUGCACGCACCAUCAAUCCUGCCGAGAAGCAGCAUGCAAAGGCGCAUAUUGUCACAGCGCAGAGGGAUGAUGUUUUCAUUUGUACUUGCACUUACGACGCAUGCGAGCCACCAAGAGUGGAAAGAAGGCGAGAUGAGACAGGUACGAAGACGGGAGUGUACUGCAACGACCUAUACCCUGGUGUCUCUGGAAAGCUUUUGGAUCUUCUGACUCUGAAGAUGAUGAUGUUGGUUCCGACGACGACGAAGAAUCAGACGACGAACAUCGGCGUCGAGCCACCUAGCACGACUUAUGGGAACGAUCAGACCGCCCAAGCGUACGAGGACACCGUCUUACAUGCAUCCAAAGUCCGCUUUCACCAGGCUCAACUCCCGGCGCAAAUCGUCCAGGAGGCUGAGGAGAGAUAUGUCGAGAAAGGGGUUGGCGAGAUGAAAGAGGGCAAGAUGGAAGAUGGCGAGAUGGCGGGCGGUGAGAGGGCAGAUAUGAAGAAGGCGAUGCAUACCUCCGUGCAGACUAGUACCAGAAUUUUGACAUUGGCAUCGAGAAAAGCGCCAGCCUCGGUUCCGACGAAACGUAUCAAAGGAUGA
Messenger RNA from Zymoseptoria tritici IPO323, 861 nucleotides. RefSeq lists its product as uncharacterized. Bases 1 to 861 code for a protein of 286 amino acids. The record is from RefSeq and is a predicted model, not a curated record. NCBI's taxonomy places the organism in Eukaryota, Fungi, Ascomycota, Dothideomycetes, Mycosphaerellales, Mycosphaerellaceae. The transcript has 3 exons.